Lichtheimia ornata is the source of this 1626-nucleotide messenger RNA. Its product is annotated as histidine-tRNA ligase. NCBI's taxonomy places the organism in Eukaryota, Fungi, Mucoromycota, Mucoromycetes, Mucorales, Lichtheimiaceae. Gene Ontology annotation, cellular component: cytoplasm; mitochondrion. The transcript is spliced from 9 exons. Gene Ontology annotation, biological process: histidyl-tRNA aminoacylation; mitochondrial translation. Gene Ontology annotation, molecular function: ATP binding; histidine-tRNA ligase activity. Bases 1 to 1626 code for a protein of 541 amino acids. The record is from RefSeq and is a predicted model, not a curated record.
AUGUCCGAUCGCAAAGAAGUAUUGGCACUCGAGAUCCGCUCGCAAGAAGGCACCAUUAAACAGUUGCGUACCAACGGUGCUGCAUCUACCGAAGUCGAUGCUGCUGUGGCUGUUCUCAAGGGACUCAAGCAGGAAAUGGAGACCCUGACAGGCGGUUCCAAAAAGAAGGGCAAGUCCGCAUUCACUUUAAAGACUCCCAAGGGCACCAAAGACCAUAAUGACAAGGAAAUGGCUAUUCGUGAACAAGUCUUUUCGACCAUUACCAAAGUCUUUAAAAAGCACGGCGCUGUCACUAUUGAUACACCUGUCUUUGAACUCAAGGAAAUCUUGGCUGGCAAAUAUGGUGAAGAUAGCAAGUUGAUUUACGAUUUGGCAGAUCAGGGCGGUGAAGAAUGCUCCCUUCGUUAUGAUCUUACUGUACCAUUUGCUCGUUUCCUCGCCAUGAAUGGCAAAGAGUACCAAAACUUUAAGCGAUACCACAUUGGCAAAGUCUAUCGUCGUGAUCAACCUGCAAUGACCAAGGGUCGUAUGAGAGAAUUCUAUCAAUGCGAUUUUGACAUGGCGGGUGCCUAUGAUCCCAUGAUUGCCGAUGCUGAGAUUCUCAAGAUCCUUUGUGAGGCACUCACUGCUUUGGAUAUCGGUGAAUACACUGUCAAGCUCAACCAUCGUAAAAUCUUGGAUGGUAUCUUCGAAGUGUGCGGUGUACCUGAGGAAAAGAUCCGUCCCAUCUCUUCUGCUGUGGACAAGUUGGACAAGUUGCCUUGGGAGGAAGUCAAGAAGGAAAUGACCGAAGAAAAGGGCUUGCCUGAAGAUGUUGCCGAUAAGAUUGGUGGCUAUGUCAAACUCAAGGGUGGUCGUGAUUUGUUGGAGACCCUUUCCAAGGAUGAAAACUUGACCAAGAAUGCUAGUGCUUCUGCUGGUAUUGCUGAUAUGGCACUUCUCUUUGAUUACAUGGAUGUUUUCAACAUUACUGGAAAGAUGUCAUUUGAUAUGAGCUUGGCAAGAGGUCUCGAUUAUUACACUGGCAUUAUCUAUGAAGCCGUCACUGAAAAGUCGGCUCCACCAGCCAUGACUGAUGCCAAGAAGCCACAACCAAAGACCAAGCCUGGUUCGGAUGAACUUGAUGAGUCCACUGUGGGUGUUGGUUCCAUUGCUGCUGGUGGCCGUUACGACAACUUGGUCGGUAUGUUUUCGGGUACCAAUAAGAAGGGCGAGCCCAAUCUCAAGAUUCCCUGUGUUGGUGUUUCCAUUGGUGUUGAGCGCGUUUUCUCCAUUUUGAUGUCCAAGCAAAAGGCAGAGGAUAUCAAGAGCAAUGAAACCGAAGUCUUUGUUAUUGCUGUUGGUGAUGGUUUGCUCAAGGAGCGUAUGGAGAUUGCCAAUGAUCUUUGGAACGCUGAUAUCAAGGCAUCCUUCCUUUUCAAAAACAAGCCCAAGCUUCCUGCUCAAUGGGCCGCUUGUGAAAAGGACCAUAUUCCUUUUGCUGUGAUUAUUGGCAAGGAUGAGUUGGAACGUGGUGAGAUCAAGAUCAAGGAUAUGCGUUCCAAGGAUGAAUCUCAAGGUGGUGGUGUCACCAUUGCUCGUGCUACCAUGGUGGAUGAGCUCAAGAAGCGUCUUUCUGGCAUGUAG